UGUCCCCUUUACUAACCAUGCUGAUAUAUCACUCAUCUUCUCGUCAUUAAUGGGGCUGCAAUGAGAGUUUUUAAAAGGUGGUUAGAAAGCGGAGCAGACAAGCUGUUCUAAACUUAGUGUAACCCGAAGCAAGCCAUGAGGUAUCCCCUGGUUCCUCUGGUGAAUGAGCUGACCUUUCCUCUGCUUUUCUUCUGGUUCUGUUUGCCAUUUGUAAUGCUGUUGAUCAUCAUGAUCAUCUGGCUACAGCUUCUACUUAAUGAAGCACAGAUGCCCAGCACAGAAAAGAUAAAGAAAGAGUCUUUUGAUGAGCCUGAUUCUGACUCUAUAUUUGAAGAUGAGCUAACAGAGGAAGACAACCAGAGUGACGCAUCCAGUACAGAGACACAAGAGGAGUCCCAACCCAGUGACUCUGUGGGGAGGCUGAGGCCCAAGCCUGCUUAUCUGAGCUCAAAUCCAAAAAACCCAAAGCAAAGUUUUCUCGCUGUGACCUCAAACAGUUGGUCCCGGAGUCAGAAGAUAAGAUAUUCCCAUGUUGAAAAGAGCAAUUUCUGUAACAUCAUGAUGCUGUUGUACACCAUGUUUUCUUCUCUCACCUGGAACUUUGUCUGCCUGUUGCUCCAGAUCUUUAAUGUCCUGAGGAUUCUACUGGUGCCGUCCUAUCUGAUUAUCUACAUGGCUCAGCUGUUUUCUUUGCUGUGUGAAAAAGCUGUGAAAAUCCUGGAUUCCCUGAGGCUGGAGAGCAGAGGACUGUUGGCUUCAGUCCUGGGGAGGAAAGUGGAGCUGAGUAAAGCUCAGAGAACCACCAGAGGGUGAAAAUAAAGCAGGUGGUCCCAUGGCUUUUAGCAUC
Empidonax traillii (willow flycatcher) is the source of this 847-nucleotide messenger RNA. RefSeq names its product adipogenin (gene ADIG). Lineage: Eukaryota; Metazoa; Chordata; Aves; Passeriformes; Tyrannidae. The transcript has 3 exons. Gene Ontology annotation, biological process: fat cell differentiation. The record is from RefSeq and is a predicted model, not a curated record. The coding region runs from base 136 to 813 and encodes 225 amino acids.